Messenger RNA from Salvelinus fontinalis (brook trout), 4469 nucleotides. RefSeq lists its product as uncharacterized. The coding region runs from base 211 to 1803 and encodes 530 amino acids. Gene Ontology annotation, molecular function: GTP binding. Lineage: Eukaryota; Metazoa; Chordata; Actinopteri; Salmoniformes; Salmonidae. The record is from RefSeq and is a predicted model, not a curated record. The transcript has 2 exons.
UAAACCGGUGUAUGUUCGAACGAGAGAGACAGUAUUUGCAACCAUUGUCUCUGUAUACACACUCAAAUUUGGAACUCCUGGGUUCUUGGUGCGUUUCUGACAACAUUAUCCACAUCACUGACCAAAACAGCAGGGCUUCACAUUCAACCAAUUUACGAGAGAAGACCGCACGCAGUAACACAGUAGUUCUUUUUUUCUACAGAAGAGAAAAUGGCAUUAAUUAACAAAUCCAGAAGAACAGAAAGUAACCGAUUCCUUAAACAAUCAAAGCCGUUGGAGACAGGCAACCCUUCAAUCCAUAGACUUAAUCUGCAAAAGAAAUAUGGAGAAAAUGAGAGCUUUGACCAGUUCACAUUUGGGAAGAAAGCGGAUCAAGUGAAUAACAAGGUGAUAUUGCUUCUGGGGGCCACAGGUGAAGGAAAAACAACUCUGAUCAAUGUCAUGAUCAACUAUAUUCUUGGGGUAAAGUGGGAAGACCGUUAUCGCUUUAAGCUCAUCCAUGAGGUGACCAACAAGUCACAGGCUGAGAGUCAGACUUCAGUCGUAACGUCAUACGAGCUCUACAACCAGCCAGGCUUUCAGAUUCCUUAUUCUCUGACUAUCAUUGACACACCAGGGUUCGGAGACACCAGAGGAAUGGCUCAUGAUAAACUGAUCACAAGGCAGCUGAAGGAAUUCUUGUGUCAUCCUUUAGGGAUUGAUCACAUUGAUGCAGUUGGCUUUGUAGUGAAUUCAUCCCACCCACGUCUUACUCCCCACCAGAAAUACAUUUUUGACUCCAUCCUGUCCAUCUUUGGAAAAGACAUUGCUGAAAACAUCUUAAUGCUUGUGACAUUUGUUGAUGGCAACGCCAUACCUGUGCUGGAGGCCAUCAAAGCUGCAGAUUUGCCCUGUCGGAAAAACAAUGAGGGACUACCAAUCCAUUUCAAAUUCAAUAAUUCAUCUCUGUACACUCAGAAAACGGAUGACUCAGAUGUUCUUGAUGGGUUACAGCAAAUAUUCUGGGAGUCAGGUUUUAAGCACAUGAAGGAAUUUUUCCAAGCCCUGGAAAACAUUGAGAGCAAAGAUCUGACCCUGACCAAGAAAGUGCUGGAAGAACGUGAGAGUCUGGAGAAGCACCUGAAAAACCUGAUCCCUCAAAUCACAGUUCUUCUGUCAAAGCGAGAUGAGAAUCAACACCUCAAACAGUGUCUGGAGAAGGAGGAAAAAAACAUGGAAGACAACAAAGACUUUGAGACAGAGGUACAGGUUCAUGUAGAGAAGAGAACCAAAUUAAAUUUCUUUGUUACAAACUGUAACACAUGCAUGUCCACAUGCCACACCAGCUGCUUUCUCCCUAACGAGGACGAUGUCAAAACGUGCGCAGUGAUGGAUGAUGAUGGCAACUGUGUCAUGUGUCCGGGAAACUGCUCUUACUUUGCCCACGACAGGGAAAGGGCCUUAUGGACAUAUGAAACAAAGACAGAGAAAAGGACUGUGCAAGAAAUGAAGGACAACUUCAUGAAGGCACAGGGCAAGUUCUUGAACGACAAGCAGAUACUGGAAAAACUAGACAAUGAAUUACGAAAGAAACAGGAAACGCUGAAUCAUUGGGCAAACCUGUGCUCCAACUGUCUCAGCAGGCUUAGCGAGAUUGCGCUGAAGUCAAGCUCUCUCUCAACUAUGCAGUACAUUAGCAUGCUUAUUAAAACAGAGGAGGAUGAACACAAGCCAGACUUUGAGAAUCGUAUCAUGGGGUUGAAAAAAAUGAAACAUGAGUUUGAGAUUCUGGACAAGAUUGCAAGAGGGGAGAAUCUAAUCUAGCAGGACGCAACAUUUUAGUAACGUUUAGAUAGAAAUGUGCUAUGUAGAACAAACAUCCUCUCUGACAUGUAAAAUAAGGAAUCACAUCUGCUCUAUUCGUGGCAUUUCCAUCUGCAACGUUCGACAACGCUUGGCUACUUCACUUUAUAGCAUAAAGUGUGAAAGAUCAACAAACCUCUGUUUACUAUGGAAAUCUAAAAUUCCCAGCAGCUCAUUGAUAAAAAGAAACUAAAGAUAUUCUCUGUUAUUUUUUUUUGUUAUGACAAAUUACAUAAACAAAUUAUAUAUGGCUUUAAGUCAUGUUGGAAAAAGUACUGAAAUUCCUUGAGCACUACAGAUACACUAUAUAUACAAAAGUAUGUUGAGACCCCUUCAAGUUAGUGGAUUCGGCCAUUUCAGCCACACCCGUUGCUGACAUAUGUAUAAAAUCUAGCACACAGUCAUGCAUCUCCAUAGACAAACGUUGGCAGUAGAAUGGCUCUUACUGAAAAGCUCUGUGUCUUUCAACGUGGCACCGACAUAGGAUGCCACCUUUCCAACAACUCAGUCCAUCAAAUUUCUGCCCUGCUAGAGCUGCUCCGGUCAACCGUAAACCUGUUAUUGUGAAGUGUAAAAGUCUAUGAGAAACAACGGCUCAGCCGUAAAGUGAUAGAACACACAAGCUCACAGAACGGGGACGCCGAUUGCUGAAGCUCGUAAUGCGAAAAAAUGGUCUGUCCUUGGUUGCAACACUCACUACCGAGUUCCGAACUGCCUCUGGAAGCAACAUCAGCAAAAUAACUGUUCGUCGGGAGCUUCAUGAAAUGGGUGUACAUGGCCGAGCAGCCGCACACAAUCCUACGAUCACCAUGCGCAAUGCCAAGCGUCGGAUGGCGUGGUGUAAAUCUCCCCGCCAUUGAACUCUGGAGCAUUGGAAACACGUUCUUUGGAGUGAUGAAUCAUGCUUCACCAUAUAGCUGUCCUAUGAACGAAUCUGGGUUUGGCGGAUGCUAGGAGAACUCUACCUACAUAGUGCAUGGGACGAAUGCAUAGUACCAACUGUAAAAUUUGGUGGAGGACGAACAGUGGUCUGCAGCUGUUUUCCAUGGUUCAGGCCCCUUAGUUCCAGUGAAGGGAAAUCUUAACCCUACAGCAUACAAUUAAAUUGUAGACGAUUCUGUGCUUCCAACUUUGUGGCAACAGUUUGGGGAAGGCGCUUUCCUGUUUCAGCAUGACAAUGCCCCCGUACACAAAGCGAGGUCCAUAAGGAAAUGAGAUUGGUGUGGAAGAACUUGACUGGCCUGCACAGAGCCCUGACCUCAACCCCAUCGAACACCUUUGGGAUAAAUUAGAACACUAACUGCGAGCCAGGCCUCAUCGCCCAACCUCAGUGCCCAACCUCACUAAUGCUCUUGUGGCUGAAUGGAAGCAGGUCCCCACAACAAUGUUCCAACAUCUAGUGGAAAGCCUUCCCAGAAGAGUGGAGGCUGUUAUAGCAGGAAAGGGUGGACCAAAUCCAUAUUAAUGCCCAUGAUUUUGGAAUGAGAUGUUCGACAAGCAGGUGUCCAUGUACAUUUGGCCAUGCAGUGUAGUUUAUCUAAGAAGGCUUGGAUAACGUACACUCCCAUACAUAUUUAUUUGGACAGUGAAGCUAAAACUUUUAAUUUGGCUCUCGACACCAUCAUUUUGAGAACAUUUUAUAUGAGGCGACAGUUCAGAAUGUCACCUUUUAUUUGAGGAUAUUUUCAUAAAUUUCUGCUUUAUCGUUUAAAAAUGAAAGCACUUUACGUAUAUUGUACUGCCAUUUAAAGGUGGAAUAAAUAUUUGGACAAAUUCACUUAUGGUGUAUUACAUUUUGUCAAAAGUUUAGAAUUUGGUCCCAUAUUUCUAGCACGUAAUGAAUACAUCAAGCUUCUGACUCUACAAACUUGUUAGAUGCAUUUGCAGUUUGUUUUGGUUGUGUUUCGGGUUAUCUUGUGCCCAAUAGAAAUGAAUGGUACAUAAUGUAUUGUGUCAUUUUGGAGUGACUUUUUUAUUGUAAAUAAGAAUAUAUUUCUGAACACUUCUACAUUAAUGUGCAUGCUACCAUGAUUGAGAAAGUUACAGAUGCAUAAAUAUCAUGCAAAACAUUUAUUCUCAAAUCCAAAAUGUUGGCAUGUAGAGCCAAAUUAAAAGUUUUAGCUUCACUGUCCAAAUAAAUAUGUAAGGGGCGUGUACAUGUUCGGUCGUUUGUGUAACAACUGGCUACCAUAACGCGUAGUACCACCGGUUCACCAUGAAGUGGUGGAAUACAUUUGAUUGAUGUAAGCUCGACAGAUUUCCUAAUAUACAAAUCUAAGUGAUGCAUGUUGGUAUGUAAUUUAAUAAUGGAUGUCAACUCUCCCACGUUAGAAGAAAAUGGUAGCAUAAACACAGCACAAUGAACAAGUGUCAACAUUGACAAUGAGAAGAGAACAGAGAGGGAUAUAUAUCUAGGGAAGGAUCACAAUUUUGAAGUAGUCAACUGAGUGGGACUUCCUACGGCAGGGAUCAUCAACUAGAUUCAGCCAUGGGCCGAUUUGUUCUUGAAAGGAUGUUCAGGGUGUCGGAACAUAUUUACAAAUCAUUUGUAAACUGCUAAUUAACCGUAAGAACCCCGAACAGAUACUGUAUAAUGUUUGCAUAAAACAUAAUAAUUUCAAACCUUG